Molecule: messenger RNA, 1614 nt
Organism: Gadus chalcogrammus (walleye pollock)
Lineage: Eukaryota; Metazoa; Chordata; Actinopteri; Gadiformes; Gadidae
Gene: meox2a
Product: mesenchyme homeobox 2a
Exons: 3
Coding region: 556-1608 (350 amino acids)
Biological process (GO): positive regulation of transcription by RNA polymerase II
Cellular component (GO): nucleus
Molecular function (GO): DNA-binding transcription factor activity, RNA polymerase II-specific; RNA polymerase II cis-regulatory region sequence-specific DNA binding
Source: RefSeq, a predicted model, not a curated record
ACCCUAUUUAUAACCUCCCCUCAGCCCCAUCCUCUUGCUCGCCACUUCCAGGGAACCAGCCUGUGCUCUCAGCUCCGGGCUCCAGGCACCCCAGCUCCUGCUGUCAUCCGAGAGGUCCCCCCUUCUGCAGCUCGGCCGCGGGCUCACUGUUUACCUCCCUCGCAGCCCGGCCACUGGCUGCCUGCUCCGGAUUAACCGCGCCGGGACACCCCUAUAAAAGAAGAACCCUUUAUUUUUUUCCCCUUUCCCUCCCAACUCUUUUUUUUUUUUCCGUUCAACUCAAUUUCUUCCAGUUUUCUUUCUUUCUUUUUCUUUCUCUGACUGAAAAAGCACCAGAGGAGAGAGAGAGUCUUGGAGCAGCAGCCCAGCAGAGAGUUUGGAUAUACUUGCUGGCGAUUCCUUGGUCCUUUAUCACAUACUUCUCGGUUGGUUUAGUAACUUUAUCCCGGUCGCGUCCGGUUCCUCUCCUGCUUGUGUUCUCUCCCUCUCUCCCCCUCUCCCUCUCUCCCCCUUUACCUGUGCGGGGUCUGAGAGGCGAGGUCGCUGCGUGGUGCGAUGGAUCACACGCUGUUCGGGUGCCUGCGCAGCCCCCAUGCGUCGGCGCAGGCCCUGCACCCGGCCUUCACCCAGUCCCCCCUGACGCUGCACGGCCGCUCGGACCACGUCUCCUACCCGGACCCGUCCUCCUCGCCCUCCACCUCGUCCCCCUCGCCCUGCAUCGUCACGGGUUACCCCACCCCCGCCGACGACAGCCUCUUCCCGGGACAGCACCACCACCCGCACCCGCACCACCACCACCACCACCACCUCCACCACCCCCACCACCCCUCUCACCGGGGCAACCUGCCCCCCCACCACCACCACCAGCAGCAGCAGCAGCAGCAGCAGCAGCAGCAGCAGCACGCCCACGCCACCCCCCAGCACCAGGCCCACUGGCACAUCCCGCAGAUGCCGUCGCCGGGCAACGGGAACGCCGUUUCCCGCCAUGUGAACCUGUGUCACCCGCAGACCCACCAGGGGCCGGACAGGGCCCCCGGGGCCCACGACCUGGGCACCCCCGGAGGGCCCAGCAUGUGUGCCAGCACCCCAAGCCUGGGGGGAAGCAGCAGCCCCCACACGGGCACCACCUGCGCCCCCGUGGACUUUGGCCGGCAGACUCUGUCCCCCGCCGAGGCAGAGAAGAGACACGGCAAGAGGAAGAGUGACAGUUCAGAGUCCCAAGACGGGAACUACAAGUCAGAUGUGAGCAGUAAACCCAGGAAGGAGCGGACGGCGUUCACCAAGGAGCAGAUCCGCGAGCUGGAGGCCGAGUUCGCCCACCACAACUACCUGACCCGGCUGAGGCGAUACGAGAUCGCUGUGAACCUUGACCUCACCGAGAGACAGGUGAAGGUCUGGUUCCAGAAUAGGAGGAUGAAGUGGAAGCGGGUGAAAGGAGGCCAGCAGGGGGCGCUGGCCCGGGAGAAAGAACUGGUCAAUGUGAAAAAGGGGACACUGCUGCCCUCUGAGUUCUCUGGCAUCGCUGCCCUCCACCACUCCACAGACUCCUUAGCCAAUGAGGAGGACAGUCACGACAGCGACCAGAGUUCUGAGCAUGCUCACUUGUGAUGGUCA